Messenger RNA from Gallus gallus (chicken), 1276 nucleotides. RefSeq names its product ADP-ribosylarginine hydrolase-like (gene ADPRHL). NCBI's taxonomy places the organism in Eukaryota, Metazoa, Chordata, Aves, Galliformes, Phasianidae. The coding region runs from base 25 to 1215 and encodes 396 amino acids. The transcript is spliced from 7 exons. The record is from RefSeq and is a predicted model, not a curated record.
GCGAGAUGAGCUCUUGCGGCUCUCAUGCGCGAGCUCUCGCGAGAGCUUCGGCCGCACAGCCUCUGCCGCCAUGGUCACCGCUGGUGUGACGUCAUAGGAAUGCGCCGCGCUGUGCGGCCGUCCGCAGCGGGGUGGGUGAAGAAGGUGUGGUGUGGGGGUACGGGAGUACGGAGGCCCGGACGUGGAUGUGGACACGGAUGGGAUCUGCGUGUCAGCGGGAACCCCUCCCCCGCCCAGAAAUGGCUCUUCGUUGUGGGUCGGCCCUCCCCCGGAUCGCUACGAGGCGGCGCUGCUGUUGGCGGCCGCCGGGGACGCGCUCGGCUUCCGGGGGGGGCUGUGGGAGUACUGCACCGCGGGAGCGCGCAUCCACGAGGAGCUGCGCGCGCUGGGCGGGCUGAGCAGCAUCGAACUGCGCCCCCCCGAUUGGCCGCUGAGCGACGACACCAUUCUGCACCUCGCAACCGCCGAGGGGCUGAGCAGCGGGCUGGAGGGCGAUGCGCUGCUGCAGGAGUUGGCACGGCGCUACGUGGCGGCCAUGGAGGACAUGGAGGGCCGCAAACCGGGGCCCAGCAGCAUCCUAGGUACCCGCGCCCGGAGGAGCUGCCAACGCUGAUCCGGGUGAGCAUUGAGAGUGGGCGCAUGACCCACCACCACCCCACAGGGUACCUGGGCGCAUUGGCCGUGGCACUGUUUGGGGCGCUGGGGGUGCGUGGGGAACCCCCUGAGCUGUGGGGCGCUGAGCUGCUGCGCAUUCUGCCCCACGCAUGGGAUUAUGUGGAGGGUGAAGGGGUGGCCGUGGAGGAAAACGCCGCCGCAUGGGACUUCUUCGGGGACACCUGGCGCCGGUACCUGGAGUCACGAGGUCUCCUGGGGGGCGGUGGUCCCCCACGAGUGCCAUCACUGCCGACGCCGGAGGAGCGUGACGCCGAGUACGUGCGCUGGGCGCUGGGGGGGUGGGCAGGGCGCAGCGGGCACGACGCACCCAUGGUGGCUCUGGAGGCGCUGCUGGCGGCGGGGGACAGCUGGGAGGAGCUGUGCGCCCGCGCUGUGCUGCACGGCGGCGACAACGACUCCACUGGAACCAUCGCCGCCGGCUGCUGGGGGCUGCGCUGGGGGCUGAGCCGCGUUCCCCCCGGCAUGCACCGCCACCUUGAGUACCGCCAGCGUCUCUGCCACGUCGCGCACCGCCUGCACGCGCUGGCCUGGGGGCACUGAGCGCUCCUUCGGCAGCAUUCGGGACACAGCCGUGGCCACAGUAAACGUGCGCUGCAAUGUC